GGUGUUUCCCCCUCCACUGUGGCUCAUGGAAAGAAGAUGGGAGGAGAGAUUCCAUUUUAAAGCAGAUGAUUUUAGCUGAAGGGAAGGCUCCAUCGUUCUUACUGCACAUGCAAAAAACAAAAAAAUGUAAUCAAAGUAGCUCAGAAGCUGAACAUCCUGCCAGCGCUAGCUCCUUGCACUGGCGGCUGCUGACUUGGGCUUUUCUCCCUCCCCCCUUCUUGCUUUCUUCAAGAUUAAUCCUUUUAUUUGCAAUCUCAGCCGCUGACCAUUCUUGUCAAUAAAUGAGGAAGCAUCAUGCUGACCAGUAUCGCCGAUGGGAUCAUGUGUUGCCUGAUGGGCAAGACAACCAACGCGGUGGGGCCCGUGGACAGCGUUGAGUCCAGCGACGGCUACAGCUUCCUGGAGGUGAAGCCCGGGAGGGUCCUGCGGGUGAAACACACCCUGCCCACCCGCCAGUCCGAGGAGGGGCCCGAGGAGGGGCCCGAGCGGGGCGUGGUGCACUGUAAGCGCAAGAUCACCCUCUACCGCAAUGGGCAGUUGGUGAUCGAGAACCUGGGCGAUGCCAUCCGCUCCGAGCUCCUGCACUGCCAGAACGGCCCUGUGGAGCCCCAGAGCACCAUGGAAUUGGAGCUCUCGGACGUUGCCGGCAAUGCCUCCACCCAGGGCACCGCUGCCAACCCGGGCUCCAGCGCCCGGCAGGCUCCAGCGCCCGGCAAGCGCCGGAAGCGCAAGCCCAAGAAGGUUGUCAACAUCGACUGCAAGAAGCAGAUCAGCAGCUGCAAGGGGACGCAGAGCGACGUGGUGCUGUUCUUCAUCCACGGCGUGGGCGGCUCCCUGGACAUCUGGAAGGAGCAGCUGGACUUCUUCAGCAAGCUGGGCUACGAGGUGGUGGCCCCGGACCUGGCCGGACAUGGCUCUAGCUCCGCCCCUCAGAUCGCGGCUGCCUACACCUUCUACGCCCUGGCCGAGGACAUGAGGGCCGUCUUCAAGCGAUAUGCAAAGAAGAGGAACAUCCUGAUAGGCCACUCGUAUGGGGUUUCCUUCUGCACCUUCCUAGCCCACGAGUACCCGGACCUGGUCCACAAGGUGAUCAUGAUCAACGGGGGCGGCCCCACCGCGCUGGAGCCCAGCCUGUGCUCCAUCUUCAACAUGCCAACCUGCGUCCUUCACUGCCUGUCCCCCUGCCUGGCCUGGAGCUUCCUCAAGGCUGGCUUCGCUCGCCAGGGUGCCAAAGAGAAGCAGCUGCUCAAGGAAGGCAACGCCUUCAACGUCUCCUCCUUCGUCCUGCGGGCCAUGAUGAGCGGCCAGUACUGGCCGGAGGGCGACGAGGUCUAUCACGCCGAGCUCACCGUGCCGGUGCUGCUGGUGCACGGCAUGCAUGACAAGUUUGUGCCAGUGGAGGAGGAUCAGCGGAUGGCCGAGAUCCUGCUGCUCGCGUUCCUGAAGGUGAUUGACGAGGGCAGUCACAUGGUGAUGAUGGAGUGUCCGGAGACGGUGAACACCCUGCUCCACGAGUUCCUCCUGUGGGAGCCCGAGACGCCGGCCGGGGAAGGGCGAGAAGUGGAGAAGAAAUAAGCCAGCCAGCGAGUGGUGACCCGGCUGCGGUGCUGCUUUGACGGGAGGGACUUUUCCACGUGGAGAGAGACGGGGUCUGAGUGCAGGCGCAGAGGGGGGGUGUGGUGGAAAGGCUCCCCCCCCCCACGCAUGGAGCUGUUUCCUUCCCUGGAUACAGCUGGAUUGGAAGCUGGGCUGGCUGGCGGCUAAGCACAAUGGCUUCAAGGGGAGCGUCUUUGCAGGGCCUGGCGCGCGCAGGCUGGC
This is a messenger RNA of Terrapene triunguis (Three-toed box turtle), 1818 nucleotides long. It is a transcript of the gene ABHD8, whose product is annotated as abhydrolase domain containing 8. The record is from RefSeq and is a predicted model, not a curated record. Lineage: Eukaryota; Metazoa; Chordata; Testudines; Emydidae. The coding region runs from base 295 to 1575 and encodes 426 amino acids. The transcript has 5 exons. Gene Ontology annotation, molecular function: catalytic activity.